This is a messenger RNA of Suhomyces tanzawaensis NRRL Y-17324, 3045 nucleotides long. It is a transcript of the gene RIA1, whose product is annotated as GTPase. Gene Ontology annotation, biological process: cytosolic ribosome assembly. Bases 1 to 3045 code for a protein of 1014 amino acids. The record is from RefSeq and is a predicted model, not a curated record. Gene Ontology annotation, cellular component: cytosol; ribonucleoprotein complex. Lineage: Eukaryota; Fungi; Ascomycota; Pichiomycetes; Serinales; Debaryomycetaceae. The transcript has a single exon. Gene Ontology annotation, molecular function: GTP binding; GTPase activity; ribosome binding.
AUGAAGCUUUCACAAGAAACGGUUCACCAGCUUCAAUCCAACCCCGAAUGCAUUCGAAACAUCUGUAUUCUUGCCCAUGUCGAUCAUGGUAAGACAUCACUCAGUGACUCACUUUUGGCCACCAAUGGUAUCAUAUCCCAAAGAAUGGCUGGUAAAGUGAGAUACUUGGACUCUAGAGAAGAUGAGCAGUUAAGAGGUAUUACCAUGGAAGCUUCGGCCAUCUCUUUGUACUUCAAAGUUGUCCGUAGAAAGCAGGACAGCGAACACCUUGAAACCAAUGAACACUUGAUUAACUUAAUCGAUUCUCCAGGCCACAUUGACUUCUCCUCCGAGGUCUCUACCUCUUCCAGAUUGUGUGAUGGAGCAGUGGUGUUGGUUGAUGUGGUUGAAGGAGUUUGUUCUCAAACAGUUAAUGUCUUAAGACAGUGUUGGGUGGACAAACUCAAGCCUUUGUUGGUAUUGAACAAAAUCGAUAGAUUAAUCACCGAGUGGCAGCUCACACCAAUGGAAGCAUAUCAGCAUUUAUCCAAAGUCAUAGAACAAGUGAACUCUGUUAUCGGUUCCUUUUUUGCCGGUGAAAGAAUGGAAGACGAUAUGAUUUGGAGAGAAAGUGGUGCUACAACUGAAUUCGUGGAGAAAGAUGAUCAAGAUAUCUACUUCACCCCAGAGAAAAAUAAUGUCAUUUUCGCUUCAGCUGUGGACGGGUGGGCAUUCUCGGUGCAUACCUUUGCGAAGAUAUACCUGGCUAAAUUGGGAUUUUCUCAAUCGGUGUUGUCUAAGACCUUAUGGGGUGAUUUUUACUUGGACAUGAAGAACAAAAAGAUCAUCCCCAAGAAGAAGCUCAAAGCAACCCAAAAUUUGAAGCCUUUAUUCGUUGGAUUGAUUUUGGAGCAAGUAUGGGCAGUUUACGAAAACUGUGUCAUCGAAAGAAAUCAAGAAAAGUUGGAGAAAAUCAUCGAGAAGUUGGGUGCAAAGGUUAGUCCUAGGGAUUUGAGAUCUAAAGAUUACAAGAACACUUUGAAUGUAAUAAUGUCCCAAUGGAUUCCUAUUAGUCAUGCUUUAUUGGGUGCCGUUAUAGAUUUCUUGCCAAGUCCAGUCGAUGCCCAGAAGGAAAGAAUCGGAAAGAUAUUGGACGAAAGUAUGUACAGUGCGGUUUCAGAGUCAAAUAAGGCCAAGAUAAUUGAUCCAGAAUUCGAGAAGGCUAUCCUCACCUGUGAUUCCUCAAAUCCUCAACAACAUACAAUUGCAUACGUUUCGAAGUUGAUUUCCGUCAAGGAAGAAGAUUUGCCCAAGGAGUCAACUUCUGCUAUACUUACUGCCGAUGAACUCAGAGAGAGAGGAAGAAUUGCCAGGGAAUUGGCGAAGAAGGCAUCAGAAUCGAUCGCUGAAAAAUCAACUGAUGAAUUCACAGUAGUCAAAGCAGACCCAUUUGAAUGGGAGUUCGAAGAAGAUGAAUUUGAAGAAGAGGAAGAAGAGGAAGAAAUAACCCCAGAGACUUUGAUCGCAUUCACUCGUAUUUACGCUGGUUCUCUUUCAAAGGGUCAAAAAAUCACCGUCAUUGGCCCUAAGUAUGACCCCAGCUUACCUAACGACAGCGAAAGCAAUGCAGAACAAAUCACCCAUGAGGUCGAAAUUAAGGAUCUCUAUCUUAUUAUGGGAAGAGAGUUUGUUAAAAUGGAUAACGUCCCUGCUGGUAAUAUUGUGGGUGUUGUUGGACUCGAACUGGCUGUAUUAAAGAAUGCAACAUUGUGCUCUGACCUCGGAAAUAAACCAUACAUUAACUUUUCUUCAACUUCAACCUUAAUCCACAACAAGCCAAUCAUGAAGAUAGCCGUUGAACCUACUAAUCCUAUGAAAUUGUCCAGAUUGGAAAGAGGAUUGGAUUUAUUGGCUAAGGCGGAUCCUAUUUUUGAGUGGCACAUUGAUGACGAUUCUGGUGAAUUGAUCGUCUGUGUUGCAGGUGAACUCCAUUUGGAGAGAUGUUUGAAGGAUUUGGAAGAGAGGUUUGCUAAAGGAUGUGAGGUGACAGUAAAAGAGCCAGUUAUCCCAUUCAGAGAAGGCUUAUCAGAAGACCCCAAAGAGGUCGGAGAAGCGGAUGAUGAUGUUGUCCUUCCUGGAGUGGACCUACAGUUCGAAGUCACCUCCUUACCUAAGGAGGUUACUCAAUUUUUGAUCGACAAUGAAGCUGAAAUUUAUGAAAUUGGUCAAACCAAAUCUUAUGAAGGUUCAUUCAAGGCAAAAUUGAUCGAAAUAAUUUCCGAAAAUCCCAUCAAGAGUUCAUUCAAAUCAGCCGAAGAGUUGGUAAACAGUAUCAUUACUUUUGGUCCCAAGAGAGUUGGUCCAAACAUCUUUGCUGAGUUUGGUAACUCUCAAUUUAGACAUCUUUUAGACAACAAAGAAGGAGAAAGAUUUGAGUUUGAAUCAAGUGUGCUCAACGGAUUCCAAAUUGCCACCAAUGAAGGGCCAUUAGCAUCUGAACCGCUUCAAGGUAUUUUAGUCACGUUGAAGAAGAGCAAAUACGAAAUUGUUGAUGAGGAAUCUAGGGUUGUAAACUUGAGUGGUAGAAUAAUUACUUUGACUAGAGAUUUGAUUCACAAGACGUUUUUGUUAGGAUCUCCUAGAUUGUUCCUUGCUAUGUAUACAUGUGACAUCCAAGCAUCAUCCGAGGUUUUGGGUAAAGUCUACGCGGUGGUACAGAGAAGAGGUGGCUCGAUCAUUUCAGAGGAGAUGAAGGAAGGUACACCAUUUUUCACCAUUGAAGCCCAAAUCCCAGUCAUCGAAGCAUUUGGAUUCUCGGAGGAAAUUAGAAAGAAAACUUCUGGUGCUGCCAGUCCCCAAUUGGUCUUUGCUGGCUUUGACAUGUUGGAUAUUGAUCCGUUCUGGGUUCCCCAUACCGAGGAAGAGUUGGAGGAGUUGGGUGAGUUUGCUGAGAGAGAAAAUGUAGCCAGAAGGUAUAUGAAUACUAUUAGAAGAAGAAAGGGGUUGUUUGUUGACGAAAAGGUUGUCAAAAACGCAGAGAAGCAAAGAACAUUGAAGAAGGAUUAG